Messenger RNA from Drosophila eugracilis, 3348 nucleotides. RefSeq names its product cartilage oligomeric matrix protein (gene Tsp). Gene Ontology annotation, molecular function: calcium ion binding. Lineage: Eukaryota; Metazoa; Arthropoda; Insecta; Diptera; Drosophilidae. Gene Ontology annotation, biological process: cell adhesion. Gene Ontology annotation, cellular component: extracellular region. The record is from RefSeq and is a predicted model, not a curated record.
CCCUCCCGACCCUUCGAAAAAGCACAGAAGACAACACCAACAACUGCCACGAUGAAUUGGACGCGCGUGCUGCUAAUCGGGUUGACCGCCUUGGCGCUGACAUUUGUGGAGGUUGCAUCACUCUCACUCGAUCCAGUUGCCUCUGCUGAACUGGAACAGUUUAUCCGAAAGGGAGAUGUUGUCAUAUCAACGCGCCACAUACGACCUCGUCGAAAGCUGCAUAUAUCCAUAGAAGCCCUCUUCAUGAUCGACUUUCCCAUGCUGAAGCACAAGAUGUCCUUCUUCCUGGACCGCAAACAGCAGCGGGUAACCCUGGACAUCAGUGCGAAUGGUAUUACCGAGUCCAGGAACUUCGAGAUCCCCAACAUCAACGAAACGAGCACCAUCCGAUCGCUGGCGCUGCAGUUCUCCAAGAAUCGCAUUACGCUCCAUGUGGACUGCAAGCCGAGCACGCAUCACGACAUUGACAUGAACCUGGCCAAGUUGUACACCCAGAUGGACGAUCCGGUGAUCAAGUUGUUCCGUGAGCGCAAGUAUCCCCUCCACUUUGACGGGGACAUGGAGCACUCCCUCCAGAGGGCCAACUGCCAGAAGGGCAUGCACCGGCGGGGCAAUCGCCGCAUGCUGCGCAACAAGAUCACUGAGCGUGAGAAGAACAAGAAGCGCGACGUACGCGGCUUUUAUGAGCCAACGAUCGCCCGAGAAGGAGCUGUGGACCACAGGCACGAGGAGGUACCGACUAACGUGGAGCGCGGCGACAUUCCCAUUCUGAACGGCGAUUGCGAAGACGCCCUCGCACGCUCAAUGAGCGAUUUACUGGCAUUGGUGAAGCUGCUACGCGAAGACGUCGCCCACCAGCGCCAGGAGAUUGCCUACCUGCGAAUGCUCUUGGAGAACUGUGCCGGCUGCAAGAACCCCAUCAACAGCGACAACCAACUACGCAUCGAGCCCGACUGCCGUUCCGCCAAUCCUUGUUAUCCUGGAGUGGAGUGCCUGGACUCAGCGGUCGGUCCCAGGUGUGGCCAUUGUCCCCUUGGCUUCAUUGGCGAUGGCAAGACCUGCAAACCAGGCGUUACCUGCGCCCACCACAUGUGCUAUCCAGGCGUUCAGUGUCACGAUACCGUGAAUGGAGCCCAGUGUGACUCCUGUCCAGCUGGCUAUGAAGGUGAUGGACGCACAUGUUCGCUACGUAAUCCUUGCCUGGACACACCCUGCCCCUCAGGUGCCCAAUGCCUGCAGGUUGGCUACCCGCCCUAUUUCCACUGCAUCUCAUGUCCAUUGGGUCACGAGGUAAACGGCACCAGCUGCCGGGAUGUGAACGAGUGCCAAGUCUACAAUCCUUGCGAUGAUCUAACGAUCUGCACCAAUCUUGAUCCGGGUUUCCAAUGCAGCCCCUGUCCAGUCGGCUUCGAUGGAACCCACGCUCAUGGCUACUACUCCGACUAUUACUCCGUGGAUUAUCGAAAGCAAAUAUGUCUGGAUAUCGAUGAGUGUCGCACUGGGUUCUUCCGGUGCCCAAAACACUCCACCUGCAUUAACGAGAUUGGCUCCUACAGAUGCCAGUGCCAGGAAGGAUAUGUGACCAACGGCACCUAUAGCUGUCUCGACACAUUGUCGGUGUCCGUGUGUCCCGAUGGAACCAUAUGUGAUCGCAAUGCCGCAUGCCUGCGGAUGAAUAACUUACGUUACAAGUGCCAUUGUAAUGUCGGAUGGGCGGGCAACGGAUUGCUUUGCGGAAGGGACUCCGAUAUUGAUGGGUGGCCGGAUCAGGCGAUUGGAUGCCCAGAGUUGCACUGCCAGCGAGACAACUGUCCCAUGCUGCCCAAUUCGGGGCAGGAGGAUGCCGAUCUGGAUGGACAUGGCGAUGGGUGCGACGAUGACGCUGAUGGCGACAAUGUGCAGAACGACCAAGAUAACUGCCGACUGGCCUACAACACCGAACAGGUGGAUUCGGACGGAGACAAGGUGGGCGAUGUAUGCGACAAUUGUGUCCUCAAGUACAAUCCCAGGCAGCUAGACACGGACGGGGACGGUCUUGGGGACGUGUGCGACGGGGAUAUCGAUAACGACUCCAUACCAAAUGAGCUGGACAACUGCCCGCAGCUCCCGAAUCCUAGUCAGUCAGACGUAGACAACGAUGGUGUAGGCGAUGGCUGCGACAAUUGCCCUAAUCUCCCGAAUCCCGACCAAAAAGACCGUGACAUGGAUUUUGUGGGCGAUGCCUGCCACAGGGACAUAGAUGGUGAUGACGAUGGAGUCCCAAAUUCCCUAGAUAACUGCCCAAUGGUUAGCAACUCUGACCAACUGGACACUGACGAGGAUGGAACGGGAGACGAGUGCGAUGACGACAUGGAUGGCGACGGCAUACCCAACUACAAGGACAACUGCCCGCUGGCCAACAACCCAAAACAGGAGGAUUUCAAUCGCAAUGGCAAGGGCGACUGCUGCGAGGAUGACGAAGAUGUUGAUGGGGUACCGAAUGCCAUCGACAACUGCCCAAAUAACUCCGUAAUCCAUCAUACGGACUUCCGAACCCUUCGAACCAUUCCAUUGGAUCCCAAAGGUAUAUCCCAAGCAGAUCCUAAUUGGAUUGUACAUGCCAACGGCACCGAGAUAGUCCAGACCCUCAACUCGGAUCCUGGUAUAGCGGUGGGCAAAGAUGCUUUCGGAGGCGUGGACUUCGAUGGAACCUUUUAUAUCAACGAUGACACAGAUGACGAUUACGCUGGCUUUGUGUUUAGCUAUCAGAGCAGCUACAAGUACUACGUGGUCCAGUGGAAGAAGGGCACACAAACCUACUGGGAGCCAUCGCCCUUCACUGCCUCCGCGGCACCGGGCGUCCAGAUCAAGCUGGUUAACAGUACCGAGGGUCCUGGGCCAAUGAUGAGGAACAGUUUGUGGCACGAGGGAAACACCGACGGGGAAGCCAGGUUGCUGUGGAAGGAUCCGAAAAACAUUGCCUGGAAGGAAAGGACGUCCUACCGCUGGUCUUUGGUGCAUCGACCUGCCAUUGGCCUCAUCCGUCUGCAAAUGUACGAGGGCAACCGCCAGAUCUUCGACUCGGGCAAUAUCUACGACUCCACGCUGAAGGGCGGACGGUUGGGCGUGUUCUGCUUCUCGCAGAGGAUGAUUAUAUGGUCCAACCUGCAGUACAAGUGCAAUAGCCGCGUGAAACCCCUGAUCUACAAUGAUCUGUCCGACUAUCUUAAGACGAAGGUGGAGUUGCAGGACUGAACUGAACUUGUCCUCAGUGUUUAAAUCCUUUCCUUGCCAUCAAUUCUAACCAAAUUAAAUAUUAAUGCUACCACUUAGUUAAUAAAGGAGUUGCCAACUCAGUUGGCCAUUUAA